UGAUUACGGCUUACGGGUUUAUUAGGAAUAUCAAGAUGAUAAGCAAGAGCCUAAGUCCCCGAGAGUCCGGAGCGCACAUCAUAGAGCAUGCCAAGCACGUUAGAGUGUUGCCUGAAGGCAUAAAAAAGCUGUCUAAGGAGAUUCUGGAGGGCCUCCAGAGUAAACGCAUAUGCGUGGACAAUUUUUCGCAACAUGAGCUGCAUCCCAAUCCGGAAGAUGGCAAGCCUGAUGCUUAUACAGGAGCCGCCGACUGGGUUUUCGUCUUGGAUACCUUGAACUUUUGCUUCUGGACACCGAAUAACUACACCAAAUACAAGGUAAAUGGCUACACGGGAUACUUUGCGCUGUGUGCAGCCAUCAAAAGGGCUAUAGCUGAAGGCGUAGAUGUGACGAAUGCCAAAUUCUACUCGGAAAUCGACAUGAAGACGGUGGAGCACAUUUUCCGAUCGGACGACGGAGAGACCAAGAUACCGCUGAUCCAGAAACGCAUCGAAUGUCUGCAUGAAGUGGGCAACAGUCUGCUAAAGAAGUACGAUGGGCGCUUUGAGAAUGUGAUCAAGGCAGCCGACAAGUCGGCGGUGCGUCUACUUGAGCUGAUUGUGGAGGAGUUCCCCUGUUUCCGGGACCAGGCAGACUUUGCUGGAAAACGCGUUUCCAUCCUGAAGCGGGCUCAGAUACUUGUGGGCGACAUUUGGUCCUGCUACAGGGGCAAGGGCCUGGGCUUGUUCCACGACAUCGAUCAGAUCACCAUGUUCGCCGACUACCGCAUUCCACAAGUGCUGGUGCACUUUGGCAGCUUGGAGUACACGCCAGAAUUGCUGGAAGUGCUUAAAGCGGAUACAAUUCUGGAGAACGGUGAUCCAAUGGAGGUGGAGAUACGCGGCGCGUCGAUCUACAUAAUCGAGCAGGUCAGGGAUGAGGUGAUGAAAGCCUUGAAGCAAGACCACCCAGAGAUAUCGCCAGACAACGUAAAUUCCGUUGUCAUUGACCAGUAUCUCUGGGACUACAGGCGCCAGCACCAGGCAGACCUGGAACAUAUCCCAUUCCACAAGGUCUUGAGCAUUUACUAUUAACUUCACCGACCACGAAUAAACAUUUUGGCGAAUA
Molecule: messenger RNA, 1107 nt
Organism: Drosophila subobscura
Lineage: Eukaryota; Metazoa; Arthropoda; Insecta; Diptera; Drosophilidae
Product: queuosine salvage protein
Exons: 3
Coding region: 36-1073 (345 amino acids)
Source: RefSeq, a predicted model, not a curated record